GACAACCAUUCGAAUUCAUAUACGGAAGAACAUUGCCUCACGUAUUGAAUGAUACCUAGAUCCAGCCAUCACUACCCGCAAAACAAUGAAGAUCAUUGCUCAGAGAACGAUUUGUUCCUUACACCGUAUCGCGCCGCGAUCCGUUGGAUUCUCAUCCAGCCGCUCCGUAUUCUCUGCGAGUCAAGCGGAAGACAUCAUGACUAGCGGCGGUCAGCGUCAAGGAUGUCGAUAUUUGCACCAAAGUGUUAAUGUCCGACCCAUGGAUAUGUCCAACCUUCACAGCUGGUCCGAAGCGGCCUACUUUCCCGAUCCCAAGGAUUUGAAGGUAAACAACGAGGGUGACUUGGACGCCAGCCAGUUUGGUUACCGUGUCGUGCCUCUUUCGCAGGAAUGUGUAUACACAAGCACCAUGAGUGUCUCCUCUUAUGAUGAUUAUGAUCCCGUAGAAGACAUUGACGAGCCUUAUGACAACUUCUAUGAUGAGGACAAUAGUCUGGAAGUCUCUCGAGACAAUAUUGAUGUGUCUUCGAGUGCCGCUUUAGAUACCAUUGAAGCUCACCGUGAAUGGGACAAGCUGCUGGCGGAAGAAGCGGAUCAUCCUCCUCACUUUGAAUGCUUGAAGGAAGACCCGUACCUUGAAGACCGGGAAACCUAUGACAAUGUUUGGAACGAACUCCAUACGCAUGAUUUGGAACACGUCUACCUUGGUAAAUACUGACUGUGAAUCAUCGAAACUCUGCGAACGUUUCUUUUCCAGCUUCGUUCGCACUCCCGCACCACAUCUACACGAAUGUUCCGUCGAUUGACUAGAAAACCUUAUAGAGUACAUUAGAGCCGCUUGAAGCUAACUAUAUAGUAUAAAGCAAGCAAGUUAAACUU
Molecule: messenger RNA, 879 nt
Organism: Phaeodactylum tricornutum CCAP 1055/1
Lineage: Eukaryota; Bacillariophyta; Bacillariophyceae; Surirellales; Neidiaceae
Exons: 1
Coding region: 86-718 (210 amino acids)
Source: RefSeq, a predicted model, not a curated record